GCUGCAGAAGAUGUCAACGUUACUUUUGAAGAUCAGCAGAAAAUUAACAAGUUCGCAAGAAAUACUAGCAGGAUCACAGAGCUGAAAGAAGAAAUAGAAGUGAAAAAGAAACAACUUCAGAAUUUGGAAGAUGCUUGUGAUGACAUUAUGAUGCUUGAUGAUGGUGACUCACUCCUGAUACCCUAUCAAAUUGGAGAUGUCUUCAUUAGUCAUUCCCAAGAAGAGACACAAGAGAUGCUGGAGGAGGCAAAGAAAAAUUUACAAGAAGAAAUUGAAGCAUUAGAAUCCCGAGUGGAAUCAAUUCAGAGGGUGUUAUCUGACCUGAAAGUUCAGCUUUAUGCAAAGUUUGGGAAUAACAUAAAUCUUGAGGCUGAGGACAGUUAAAGGUGUUCUAAAUAUACCAUACAACUUUUCCUUGUUCUAUUAAAUGUUUUGAUAAUGUUGUUCUAACUAAAUUUAAAAAAAAAAAAAUCCACCGAUUUAUCUUCUUUUUUUUUUUACUUUUCUGUUUUGGGUUCCAUCUAUUUAAUGAGAGGUUUCUUAUUUUGGUUAUUGCAGUUAUUUAUUUGUGCAGGAAAUCAUUAGCUUCAUACUGUUGGUAAAGCAUCAAGAUUGGAAUAUUUCCAAUGUUUAUUAAGUAAUAAAGUCAGGCACAUAUUGUA
Molecule: messenger RNA, 662 nt
Organism: Leptosomus discolor (cuckoo roller)
Lineage: Eukaryota; Metazoa; Chordata; Aves; Leptosomiformes; Leptosomidae
Source: RefSeq, a predicted model, not a curated record